This is a messenger RNA of Truncatella angustata, 657 nucleotides long. Its product is annotated as phosphoribosyltransferase-like protein. Gene Ontology annotation, cellular component: cytoplasm. Lineage: Eukaryota; Fungi; Ascomycota; Sordariomycetes; Amphisphaeriales; Sporocadaceae. The record is from RefSeq and is a predicted model, not a curated record. Gene Ontology annotation, molecular function: hypoxanthine phosphoribosyltransferase activity. Gene Ontology annotation, biological process: GMP salvage; XMP salvage; hypoxanthine metabolic process. The coding region runs from base 1 to 657 and encodes 218 amino acids. The transcript has 2 exons.
AUGGUUGAGAAGAUUUACAUCACUUAUAAUGACGUGCACAAGCUCUGCCAAGAGAGUGCCGUCAACAUCCUCAAGGACUUUGAGCCCCAGCUCAUGAUUGCCAUUGGCGGUGGUGGCUACGUCCCUGCACGUAUUCUGCGAUCCUUCCUCAAGCAGCCCGGCUCCCCCAAUAUCCCCAUCCAAGCCAUCGGUCUCUCAUUGUACGAACAACUCCCGGAGAUCGGCCCCAGCAGCGGCACUACCACACCAGGUGCUGUUGAGCAGAUCGGCCACAGGGUCACCCGCACGCAAUGGCUAGACCUCAGCAGUCUGGGUGGAAUGGAGAACCUGGUCGGCAAGCGCAUCCUCAUCGUCGACGAGGUCGAUGACACCCGAACCACACUCGAGUACGCCGUCAAGGAGCUCGAGAAGGACGUCGAGUCUGCCCGCCAGAGAAUGGGUGUACAAGAGAAGACGCAGUUCGCCAUUUUCGUCCUCCACAACAAGGACAAGAAGAAGAAGGGCACCCUUCCCGACGACAUGAUGGCAAAGGAGCGAUACCAUGCUUCCCGAACCGUCGAGGACGUUUGGAUUUGCUAUCCCUGGGAGGCUUUGGACAUUGACGAGCAUGACCACCUCGCAGAGAAGCAGACGAACCGAACCGGCAGUGCAAACUAG